This is a messenger RNA of Orbicella faveolata, 586 nucleotides long. RefSeq lists its product as uncharacterized. Gene Ontology annotation, cellular component: BLOC-1 complex. The record is from RefSeq and is a predicted model, not a curated record. Lineage: Eukaryota; Metazoa; Cnidaria; Anthozoa; Scleractinia; Merulinidae.
ACACUCACGUCUCCGAUUAACGUUUGCUGGAUAAUGAAAGAAGGUGCAUGAAUAUUUGUCAAAUAUGUCUGAGCCAACAACGGAAAAGGAAACACAAGAAGUAUCAAGUAGAGAUGGAACUUCCAACAGUGAACCCGACCAGAACACGACGUCCUUCAUGCGCAACACAAUGGUGAGUAGCACAAUGGUCAGUGGAGAAGCAUCUGAAACUGAUGAUGAAGAUGAUGAUGAUGCUGAUCACAAGAAAAGAAAUGAGAAAGGCGAUGACGACUCAGAGACAGACAGUAAACAUUUGAAAGAAGAUCAAGAUGUUGAUAGUGAACUGCAGGAAUUUGAACUGGACACAAGUGCUGGUGUUAAAACCAAAAGGCAGAAGAUUGUUUACAAGUUUGACUCCCCCUUCCACCGUAAACUGAGAGAAAGAAAUCUGGAGCUGCGAAGUCACCUUGUAGAGGGCUUCACUAAGUGUUACAAGUCGGCAGUUGAUAAACUGCAAAGCUCGACAUUCCAUCUCAGCAGAGCACAAACAGCAGCACAGGUAAUGUGUUAUUGAAUUACAGGUUCAUUUAACUCACUGUGCAGUUUU